AUGGACCCACACUCAAGGCUCAUGACCAUAUAUGGAUGGCUUGGAGGGUUGAUUAAUCGAUGCAGCUUUCUUAUCUCAUCACCGUGCACCCAUAUCUGCCAACUGACGACACUUAUACAUAAUUGCAUAGACAUAGAUGGACCAGGUGUUUCUCUAUUAUCAGGUGACCUAGAUCGACAGGAAGGGCAGUUCUGGUAUUUGAAAUGCAAUAAGGUUCACGAUACACCAGGACCUGGGGCAGAUAGAAACGGAUGGAUACAUUCCAAUCGUAUUGGUGGCGGUGGUGGCAUGAUCAUUGCUCAGUUAUCGGGAAGAACAGUCGACUGGCUAUCAACAUACAGUAUCAAAGGCUUCAUUCAACCAAGUAGACAAUGCGCAUCAAACCCUAAGUACUUCAUCGGAAGUUAA
Morchella sextelata is the source of this 408-nucleotide messenger RNA. RefSeq lists its product as uncharacterized. The coding region runs from base 1 to 408 and encodes 135 amino acids. The transcript has 8 exons. The record is from RefSeq and is a predicted model, not a curated record. NCBI's taxonomy places the organism in Eukaryota, Fungi, Ascomycota, Pezizomycetes, Pezizales, Morchellaceae.